This is a messenger RNA of Cololabis saira (Pacific saury), 1401 nucleotides long. Its product is annotated as myoblast determination protein 1 homolog. The transcript has 3 exons. Gene Ontology annotation, molecular function: protein dimerization activity; RNA polymerase II cis-regulatory region sequence-specific DNA binding; DNA-binding transcription factor activity, RNA polymerase II-specific. The coding region runs from base 216 to 1016 and encodes 266 amino acids. The record is from RefSeq and is a predicted model, not a curated record. NCBI's taxonomy places the organism in Eukaryota, Metazoa, Chordata, Actinopteri, Beloniformes, Belonidae. Gene Ontology annotation, biological process: muscle organ development; regulation of transcription by RNA polymerase II; positive regulation of myoblast differentiation.
UGGCCCUUUACUGUCAGCUCUUAAUCACUUCUGCUGACUUUGACUAAAACUUUUUCCAACACACUUUGGUGUUCUUCCAUUUUUCUUAUCUUGAUUGUGAUUUUAGCUUCACGGAGAGAAUACGUUUAAGGUUUUCUGUGACCACAAGGGCUUUUGAAGAACAUCUUUGACCUUUUUCGCCGUGGUGUUGUUCUCAGAGUCGUCUGCAGAGGCCGAUGGAUCUGUCAGACUUCCCCUUCCCUCUCUCCACCGGCGAUGACCUCUAUGACCCCUGCUUCAGCACCAGCGACCUGAACUUUUUUGAGGACCUGGAUGCCCGGCUGUCGCACGCCGGCCUGCUGAAGUCAGAGGAGCACCUGCAUCACCACGUCCCAACGUCAGAGGAGGAGGACCAGCACGUGCGGGCCCCCGGGGGCCUCCACCAGGCGGGCCACUGCCUGCUCUGGGCCUGCAAAGCCUGCAAGAGGAAGACCACGCAUGCGGACCGGAGGAAGGCGGCGACCAUGCGAGAGAGGCGACGGCUCAGCAAAGUCAACGACGCUUUCGAGACGCUGAAACGCUGCACGGCCUCCAAUCCCAACCAGCGGCUCCCCAAAGUGGAAAUCCUGCGAAACGCAAUCAGCUACAUCGAGUCGCUGCAGGCGCUGCUGAGGGGCGGCCAGGACGACAGCUUCUACCCGCCGCUGGAGACGUACGGCAGGGAGUCGGAUGCCUCCAGCCCCCACUCCAACUGCUCUGACGGCAUGAUGGAUUUCAUGACUCCACGUUCAUCCAGAAGUGAAAACAAAGACAUUUCCUACUGUAACCAGACAGCAGACGAUUGCAGCAGCAGUAGCAAAACAUCGCCCAUUUCCAGCCUGGACUGCCUGUCCAGCAUCGUGGAGCGCAUCAGCACUGACCCAGUUGCAACCCCAGCGGGAGACAGCGUGGUUCCUCGGGGCCCCGGCUCACCUCACAGCAGCCCCGCCGCCUCCAGCUCACCCGUCGACCCCAACAGCAUCUACGAGCCCAUCUGAACCAUUUCCCUCACAACAGACUCUUUACCUCCAUUUUAAAGGAGCGAACACAAAAAUAUUCCUGGUUUCGGAUUUAUGGAUGAGAUACUUUGUCGACUGCAUCUUUUUUUUGUUGGUAGAGACUUUUUUUUUGUCCUGAAGUUUGAGUUUCUUCAGUUUUUAGCCUAUAAACUGAACGCUGCUGUCUGCUUCAAACAUCCCAGCAGAAUGUUAAAGGACGGGACCUUUUCCACACUGAUUUCUGCUGAUCAGUACUGAGGACCAUUUAUUACAUCUGGAAUUAAGAGCUAAAUACCAUUUAAUGUCAUAGAGCACACUCUAAUGCUUAGGGAGAUUGUUCUAUAAUAUGUUUCUACAAUAUUUAUGAGUUAUUGAAAUAUCAAUA